Molecule: messenger RNA, 5711 nt
Organism: Symsagittifera roscoffensis
Lineage: Eukaryota; Metazoa; Xenacoelomorpha; Acoela; Convolutidae
Product: polycystin-1-like protein 2
Exons: 34
Coding region: 162-5711 (1849 amino acids)
Biological process (GO): detection of mechanical stimulus
Cellular component (GO): membrane
Molecular function (GO): protein binding; calcium channel activity; calcium ion binding
Source: RefSeq, a predicted model, not a curated record
UUUUGACUAUAUUUGAAAUAUAAACAUUUUUUUUGAUCUUCAGGCAAAUAACCCCAAAAUUAUUAUCCAUCUUACCACUCACAGUCUAUCGAGCAGUUCAUUUUUAAGCUUUUUUCCAAUAAACUAGCUAUAAAAAGUUUGAUAAAAAAAAUUGACUGACCAUGAGCUGGGUUGCAGUGCUAGUCAUCCUUUUAUUAUUUGACAAAGGUUUCUCAACAUGCGACCCUCCAUUUGUCAACAUGCAAAAUAGCGGACCCAGCUGGGAAUACCCAGUCGCGAAAUCAAUCGCCGAAAAAAUCACCCUGGAAGCGAAAGUCACAAUCGAUUGCCCAAAUAAUGAUGCUUCCUACUUAUGGCAGAGUUGGAUUGAAACUGAAUCGGCUAAGCAAACUCUGGAAUUGACUUCUGGGCCAGAAAUUACGUUGGAACCCUUUUCGAUGUCUCCAGGAAAAGCUGUUGUAUGCCUUAAUGUCAGUCUCAAUAGUUCACCAUUCCAUUCAACCGAGUCUUGCGGAUAUUUCAUAUUCUGUGUUCCUGAUCCAAAAGCUCAAAUUCUGAAAUCAAUGCCAACAUCUGCGGAUCCCAACCAGGUUUUGUCCAUUGACGCUUCCGACUCUUUGGACCCUUUGGACGUUGCCAAUGUUCCUAAUGAUCACCAGCCGGACGUAACAACUUCAACCACAGCCGUCCCAGUGACAUUAAACUUUAACACAGGAAACUCAGAAGAAGAAGAAGAAGAAGAUGAUGAUGACAAAAGAGCUCGUCUCAGAUCCAGGCGAUCAGUUGGAACUAUGUGUGCAACCAGCAUUCCAGAGAAAAUCACCAGUUGUACUUCAAACGUCUGUCAGAUCGUUCCAGCGGAUAUAUACCUCGGUGUCAACAGAUGGAUCAAAUUUGAGGUCCGAAUGAGUGAUACAAUUCACUUCAGGGAGGGCAGGGAUGCAAAAAACGUCUACUUCACUGGGGGAUUGGCACCACAAAUCUCCAUCAGCUGCAUGAACAACUGCAGAUUCAAGGCCACUUCAUCUGAACUGCUCAUUCUCAAGGGUCACUCAGAUGACGCACUUGAUGUCACAGGGGUGCAAUACGUGUGGUCUAUUUACCGAAGAAGGCUGGGCCAGACACCUGAAGAUGUCACACCUGCUACCAUCAAUGAACUUGAGGGCAAUGGGUUUUCGUCCCUCGUGCUGCCCUCGGACGUGUUCGACUCCAGUGGAGAGUAUGACGUCAUGUUCGAAGUGUCGGUGCCUGGAUUUCCUGCUCCCGCCUUCGAAGUGUACACUUUCAUCUACAACCACCCACCUUACAAUGGCACCUGUUUCAGCGAGCCCAAAGAAGGUUCUGUUAUGGAAGACAAAUUCACGAUUUACUGCCACGGUUGGCUGGACGAAACGCUACACAUAGACCGCAACAUUUCUAUCGACUUCCCGCCGUCAGAAGGGAUGUAUGAACACCGGUACUUCGUGGCCGAACAGAACUUAGCCGAAGUGCCCGACAAUUGUGACGAUUUCUCCCUCAUCGCCUACAAUGCAGCUCCCACUUCGCAGCCUUUCCUUUUGCCAGUCGGUUCCGAAAGUACAGAUCACGUGGUCUCGCUGUGUACAAAAGUGCGCGACCAGUACGGCGCAUCAGCUUCCGUUUUCUACGAUGUGAUCGUUCGUCCGGAUGGAAUUUCAGCAAAUGAUGUAUUGAUGAAUUUGACUUCUACGAGUGGACUUUUAGCCGAAAAAGUGUCGGCUGGAAACUUCCAAGAAGUUUUUCAACUGAGUCUGGCUGCCUUGUCUGUAUUGGGUGAUUUGCAGCCUUCUCAAAGAAUGGAGGCGACUACUGCGACUAUCGCUGCCUAUCAGCAGAUUUCUAGUUCUCUUGCUGCAACUCAAAGUGUCGAGAUGAUGACUCAUUCUUUGAGAAAAGUCACAGACAACCCUGAGGACAUAUCUACAGAUGCAAGGAGACAGGGAUCUCAAAUUCUUUGCCUGACAAUUGACUUCUUGGAAGAGAACUCAACACAUCUUGGCUUGAACGAGCUACAACUAUCUGCCAGACCAGCAAUGAAAACGGUGGAUAGUUUGUUCCAGUCUUUCAUUCUGGACGAGGACUCGGGCCAAUCUUUUCAAGAUCUUUACGAUCCAGAUCUGAUCGAAGCUUUCGACUCACUUUUUGACUCCCUCUCAACUCUAAACGGAGACAAACUUCCCAUCCAAUUACCCCCUGUGACUUACAACUUCUCCCUCGUGGCAAUAGCUGUGAAGCGGGUGACCAAGGGGGACUUCAGUGAGUCAUCGGGGGAGGUGUUGUCGUCUAUCGGAGUGCAGUCGCCGCCCGAGUUGGAUUUGAGUUCGGGCGAGGGAGAAACUGUCAUCGUUUCGGUGGGGAACUACCAUGCUAACAUAUACCUUCCAGAUGCGUUUUCUGCAUCUCUAAAUCCGCAUGUGAAACGAAUUGAACUCAGAGACGAAAUAAAUGACAUCAUUCCAGUGAAAGAUCUGGACAAACCAUUCGCGGUUCAAUUCGAUACCCAAUACAGUCGAAACGUUUCAAAUUUGAACCCGAGUACAGAUCAACCCGGCCUAGAAGGACAACAAAACUUGCCUAAUUUUAAUCCUGAUGACAAUGGAUUUGACAGGAGAAUAGUAUCUGUGAUUGACGGAGGUUCAAGUGUGUUGAUAUGUCUGCAAAUUGACGGAGGAUCGACUGACUAUGAAUAUUUCAUAAGGAUGAAUGAGAGAGCAAAUACUACCAACUAUCAACUGACAGGACUACUCUCACAGCAGAUAAUAGGGUCGGAUGACACGCAGCCACAUUGCGUCGAAGUCCCCUCGGGAAUGGUUAAUAGUGGGGACGAAAUCCACUUUGCAUAUCGUCCACAAGAUCCUGACGCAGCAGCUCUUACAAUAUCUGUGGGUAGCUUUUCCCGCUCCUGUAGAUGGUGGAACGAAAAUUCUACCAAAUGGGUCACGGACGGGUGCAAGGUGUCCCAAAGUAGCACCCUUGUGAACACAAUCUGUGAAUGUACCCACUUGACCUCGUUCACGACUGAGUUCGUGGUGGCCCCCAAUGUGCCCGACUUCACAGUCUGGAGUGACCCGGCUGAUAUGUUGAGCAACCCAGCUGUCGUCUCCUUCUGUCUGGGAGUAAUGGGACUGUAUGUGUUGCUGGCUCUCUGGGCCAGACGCAUGGAUAACAACGACUUAUACAAGUGGGACAUGCUGCCGCUAGUCGGGAAUGAAGAGGUCCCCCAUCCAGGGUACAAGUACGAGAUCACAGUCUACACGGGACUGAGGAGGGCUGCCGGCACCUACUCCAGGGCAUUCUUCAUACUCGGAGGCGAGAAAAACACCAGUGCCGUUCGGGAGUUGGACGACGGAGAGCGAAACAUUCUGCAGCGAGCGAGUAUGGAUCGGUUCCUGAUGAAGACGGAUUCCCAUUUGGGGCCUCUGACCUACUUGCGUCUCUGGCACGACAACUCGGGGGAGGGGGCAGGGGCUUCGUGGUUCCUGGACAAGGUCACUGUCAAGGACAUGAAAACAGACAGAGUAUACACUUUCCUGUGUAAUAACUGGCUGGCGAUUGACGAGGCAGAUGGCAAACUGGAACGACUCAUGUGUCCUGCCACUGCCGAAGAUCUGAUCAGUCCUAGGAAUGUAUUCGAAGAAAAGGCCAGCACUGGUAUAACGGACGGACACAUGUGGCUGUCAGUGGCAGUGAGACCCCAGCAGAGCUCCUUCUCCAGGGUCCAGAGACUCACCUGUUGUCUCAGCUGGCUCGCACUCACCAUGGUCGCAUCUGCCAUGUGGUACGAGCGUGAACAGUCUGGCAUCUCCCUGGAAGUAUCUCUGGGUCCGAUCUCUGCCUCCCUCAGUGAGAUCAUAGUGUCGAUCCAGGCCAGUCUGGUCACAUUCCCAAUCAACUUCCUGGUCGUGUUUAUGUUCAAACGCACAGCCACCAGAGAACAGUGGAGGGAGAGGAAGCUAGCUAGAGGGCAGAAGGGAAAGUCCAAAGCCCGUUGUGUGUUCCACCCCUGGACAAAGUACCUGGCCUUCCUCUUGUCCUAUUCUGCCACCCUUCUGGCUCUGUUUGUGUGUGUGACUUACAGCCUCACUUGGGGAGAGAAGAAGAGCAAUUCAUGGCUCAUUGGCAUGGUUCUGUCCACAUUCCAGAACAUAUUCCUUGUCCAACCGCUCCAGGCUGUUCUGGUGGCGAUAUUCUUCGUGAUUCUCUUCAAGACUUCAUCUGCUCGGAAGUCAAUGCUGGAAAAGGAAGAAGAAGAGGAAACUGUGGACGAGAAAUCGGAUUCCAAGACAGCCAAGAAACAGACUUAUAAAGGCCUCGACGCUGACAACAUCAGCAUCCUAUCUCGCAAAGAAAUGCUGCGAGCGAAGCGAAACAGAAAACGGGAAAGGAACUACGAAAACGCACUCGCAUUCAUUCUCAAGUACACUGUGUUCUUGACUCUGCUGUUCAUUGUUGCUUAUGGAAACAGGAAUGCUUACUCUUAUGUUUAUUACAACAACAUUCAGAAGGAGCUCAACUCUUCGUUCUUAUACAAAUCAGGAACCCGGGGGGACUUUUGGGCGUAUAUGGAGAACGUGAGUUCACAUGCUCAGUUCAGUGAUGAGUGUGGGGGGUACUGUUUCGGAGACGGAGUCUCAGUUAAGAUUGGGGCAGCACAACUCAGACAAGUCAGAGUCAGACCAGAUUGUGUAGUAAUCGACCUUAUGCAAAACAACAUAGACGUAGAUUGUUUCUCCUCCUUCUCUCUCUCCGACUCCGAAGACAGAGACUUCAGGAAUGGAUCGUGGGACGAAAUUGUCGACGAAGAGAGAGGUGUUUCGGAGUCUAUCGAUCCCUGGAGGUACCACUCGAUGGUAGAAACGAGGGCUCUUCCCUUUUUGGGAAAAUACAAAACGUAUCCAGGAGUGGGCUACGUUCAGAAACUUCCAGGAACCCUGGAGGCCACCCUGGACGUACUGGACACUCUGCGUCGUUCCUCGUGGGUGGACAGACAGACCAGACUGGUGCUGUAUCAGUUCAACCUCUACAACUUCAACUCCAACCUCUUCGCAGUUGUGAGUGUCGCGUGGGAGUUCCUCGCGGAGAGUGGGGGAAUCGCGACUGUCAACAUCGAUAUGCCGAACAUCCGUCUGUUGACCUCUUCGUAUGGGUAUGUGCUCACAGUUCUGGAGGUCAUCCUGUUCAUCAUAUACUGCAUUCAACUCAUCAACAUACUCAUAUCCAUGGUGAAAAUGGGUCCUCUGCAGUACAUGAAGAGUGUGUGGAAUGUGUUGCAGAUGUGCAUCACUGCACUGGGUUUGGGAUCCAUCUUCGUGUAUGUGAACAGAGAGAUAGAGACCAGAACCAUCCUGGGGGACAUCACGCCACAGUCUCAAGAGUUCUACGAAAUGUCGACUGUGGUGAUGUGGAACGAACUGUACAUUCUGCUCACUGGCUUAAUCGUCUUCUUCGUCUGUGCCAAACUUCUGCAACUGAUGGAGUUCAACCGGGUGACUCGUCUGUUCGUGUCCAUCCUCAAGCAGUGCUCCCCCUCCCUCGCCGCCUUCUCCCUCAUGUUCGUCGUCAUAUUCCUCGCAUUCUCCGUUUGUGGCAAUCUCUUGUUCGGCAGAGUGUUGAGGAACUAUUCCAGUUUCGUCAGUUCGCUGCAAGAGUGUGGAUCUAUGGUAUUAGUUGAAACUCAUUUCAUGAAAGUGUAG